Molecule: messenger RNA, 2358 nt
Organism: Paramisgurnus dabryanus
Lineage: Eukaryota; Metazoa; Chordata; Actinopteri; Cypriniformes; Cobitidae
Product: P2Y purinoceptor 1
Biological process (GO): G protein-coupled receptor signaling pathway
Cellular component (GO): membrane
Molecular function (GO): neuropeptide receptor activity
Source: RefSeq, a predicted model, not a curated record
AAGAAAGGUCUUAUGCAAAGGAAUUAAAAAAUUGGUCUAACAUCAAAGCUUCUUUUGAAUGUCAAGCACAGAAAUGUCUCUUCUUCAGUGAUAAAAUGAUUUUGUUCCGUUCCUAGUUACUAGUUUUACUUUACUUUCUGUUAGUCACUUCCUGUGUAGAUUUUCACUCAAGAGAAAGUCUGAUAUCCACCCGACAAACGUCUUUUGUUGGUGGUGACCUACAGUAUGAACAAUGACAGUAAACUGCACAUUCGUCAAUUUUGCUUUUACGCACCAAUUUUUACCCACAGUAUAUGUGAUUGUUUUCAUUCUUGGACUUCUUGGCAAUGGUUUUGGACUGAAAUCUGUGUAUGAUAACUGGCAAAGAAUGGGUAAUGUAAAUAUCUUUGUCCUCAACCUGUGUAUGGCAGACAUCCUGUACAUCUUUACUUUGCCUUUUCUGGUGUGUUACUAUGCAUUGGACAGUCAGUGGAUAUUUGGAAGUGUUUUCUGCAAAAUUGUAAGGUUCUGUUUCUGCAUCAACCUAUACGGCAGUAUUGGCUUCCUCACAUGCAUCAGCGUUUACAGAUAUCUGGGCAUCGUACACCCUUUAAGAGUCAAGGGCAGAAUUACAGAGGGGCACUCUGUGAUUAUUUCUUCGCUGGUUUGGUUUUUAGUUUUUCUUCAAUGUCUGCCUGAUAUGUUCUUUGAAAAAAACAGUCCGAUCGCAAACCAAUCCUGUUUUGACACAACUUCAGAUCGCAACAUUGAAGAAUACCUGAAGUACAGCAUCGGAAGGACGGUUUUUGGCUUUGGGAUCCCUUUGUUAAUCAUGCUGUGCUGUUACGGACAUGUGGCUUUUACUCUAUUGACUAAGAAAGAAACUGAUGUCAUUUUAAAGCUGAGGUGUCUCAGACUGGUCGUGAUCUUGACCUUGCUCUUCUCUAUUUGUUUCAUUCCCUAUCACGUUUUCAGAAAUUUCAACCUGGUUACUCGCAUCUCUAAGUUUAAAGGCAUGUGUCAGAAAUGGUAUUCUACUAUUUACAUCGCCAACCAGAUUGGAAAUGGACUGGCGUGCAUGAACAGUGCAAUCAACCCACUGGUUUAUCUCUUUAACAAUGAUGAACUGCUAAUGAAGUGUUUCAUGAGGUGUGGAAGAGUUUACCAAACUCAUGGUGUCUCCUCUGUGGUGAUGGAGUCACCCAUAGGACAAUAACUGAGGGAGAUGACAGCGUAACCAGGAUAUCUGUCUAACUUUUGAAGAAUGGACUCUGUGUCAUAACUUCAGUUUUUAUAUGAUCAUAUGAUCAGUAAAUGAAAGAGAUUUGAAACAGAUUUGCAUGAAUUUGGUUGAAUGUGUGAUUACAGUGUUAAUAAUCGAUCCAUUCACUACGUGACACAAUGUGCAUCGUAUGACAGGAAGUAUGCUUGUAAUAGUUUUCUUUGUGGUGCUCAGGGUUUUCACUUGUGUCAAUGCAAGGUCAUAUUUGUGGUGUAUCCUGUACAUCUUACUUUCAUGACAGAAAUAUGAUAGGACACAUAAAAAAUUUACUUAGUACCUAUGUCCUUUAUUACAUACUCCAACCACAAGAGUGUGCCAUCUGAAAGCUUGGCAACAUCAUGGUUUUGUCAGAAUAGCCUUUUAUGUUUAAUCCACAGAGACUGUAUUUCCUAAAAGAAAUAUAAGAAAAGUUUUUGUCUAUAUUUCAUACACCCUCCUCUGAAGUUCUUCUGUAUUUUCUUUCACAACUUCUUGUGUCAGAUUUGAAGUAUGAUCCAAGGAAUAAAGUGCACUCCUAGUCAACCACAGCAUAUUUAAAUCAAUUUAAGUAAUUUGAUUGCACAAGGUUCGCAGAAGAUAAAAGACAAAGAGUACAAGAAAGGAGAGAAAAGAGUACGCAAAAAGAAGACAACCACGACAAACUUAACACAGUAGAGAAGACAUCAUCAAUAACGCAAUGCGGAUGAUUAAUUUAAUUAGGCGACAAGAACGAACUUAUAAAACAUUAAUGAGUUGAUAAAAGAAAUGGCAAUGGCAAUAACACAUUUUUGUUUGAAUACAAAUUCACGGUUGAAGCAAUCUAAAUCUCCAGCACCAUACGAGAUGUUGUUGUACCCUGUGACAUUUGUUGGUACAAUUUUAAACUUGUUUUGUUUUGUUUAUAUGAUAUAUGUGUGUAUAUACCUGAUGUAUAUAUUACCAAGAAAAGGUGUGAUGAAUUUAUGUCCAAAUAAGGAGAGGUCUUGAAUAUUUCUUUGUGUAAUCAAGGGGUUCGAGACCAAAACCUCGUGGUGAAGACUGCUCGCUGUUAUUUUUAAACUUUGUUUAUUAAACCGAAGCCAUUUGCAUAUGGUGAUUCGUAAACUUCUUUUAAACAA